Messenger RNA from Nasonia vitripennis (jewel wasp), 3709 nucleotides. RefSeq names its product squamous cell carcinoma antigen recognized by T-cells 3. NCBI's taxonomy places the organism in Eukaryota, Metazoa, Arthropoda, Insecta, Hymenoptera, Pteromalidae. Gene Ontology annotation, biological process: RNA processing. The record is from RefSeq and is a predicted model, not a curated record. The transcript is spliced from 6 exons. Gene Ontology annotation, molecular function: protein binding; RNA binding. The coding region runs from base 503 to 3277 and encodes 924 amino acids.
GUGGUUGAUCCUCAUUGAACUUUACAUUUGCAUCGGCAAUCUCUCCGGUCUGGUAUCACCAAAAUAUUACACCCGGAGGCCGGAGCCCGGAGAUUACAGCAUAGGUACACACAGGCGUAUCUCGAAGGUCAAUCAAUCCCAUCAGAGGAUCUACCGGUCGGGCAAUAACGUUGUAUUUUAAAGUAUUUUUAUAGUAAUAUACAUCACAAAGAGUUAGGAGGCUUGAAUACAUGGCUUGGAGCCGAUAACUCAUUAUUUUAAGAAAGGAAAAAGAAAGAGUUAGAAGCUGGUUAUUCGAAGCUCUCGUUUUAACCUAAAAGGACUCAGACACAAUUCUCUAAAGAUUCCUCAUUCAGUACUUAUAUUGAGUAUAAGUAGAGUAGAAAUGGGUACAUAGCCUGGUGCUGAUAAGGCUUAAGAAAAACAAAAAGUAAAUUAUAAAUUUUAAGUCAAAGGCACCGAGGAGAAGGAAUCUGUCAAACGUUUAGCCUUUCCAAAGAGAAUGGACAUGAACGAGAUUGCCGAUGAAGAGGAAAAUGAGAGGAAACUACUCGCCGACACGUCGGACGAGGAAAGCGAGGAUAUUGAGAAAAUUGACGAUGAGGUGUUGACAAGUGACUCCGAGGCUGAAGGAGUAAAAGUGGAGGACAAGGACAUGGAGGAUGAGGACAGUGAUGGUAACAGCGAUGAUGAAGAUGAAGCCAAUGAAGCCGAGGUUCGCCUUAUUGAAGCAAAGCUGGCAACUGACCCCUAUGAUUAUGAUACCCACAAGAAGCUUAUUGAAAAAUUGCAAUCCAUGGGAGAAUUGGAACGACUGAGGGCAGCAAGGGAGAGCAUGAGUCAAAAGUACCCCUUGACGACUGAAAUUUGGCUGUCGUGGCUCAGGGAUGAAAUAAAACUUGCCGAAACAUCAGAGGAAAAGAAGGCUGUCAUAGAACUGUGUGAACGAGCAGUUAACGACUACCUAUCUGUAGAAAUAUGGUUGGAAUAUCUACAGUUUAGUACAGGACUGGGCACAGAGAAAGAGACAACUGAGAAGAUAAGAAAUAUAUUUGAACGAGCUUUAACUGCAGCUGGUCUGCAUGUCACAAAAGGGGCUUUAAUUUGGGAUGUCUAUAGAGAAUUUGAAAACUUUAUGGCUCUCAUGAUGGAUAAGACAGACCCUGAAAAGAACACUCAAAUUAAUCGAAUUGGCAAACUAUACAAACGUCAGUUAGCAUGUCCUCUUUUUGGAAUGGAAAAAACAUUUGAAGAAUACGAAAUUUGGAGAUCUUUAGAAGGUAUGGAAUGCACUGAAGAUGACAAGAUUAUCAAAAGUGGCUAUGAAAGAGCUCUGGCACAGUUAAAUGAGCGCAUACCUUUUGAAGAAAAAAUCGAAUCUAUAGAAAAUAAGAAUGAAAGACUUGAUGCCUACAAAGCUUAUUUGACUCAUGAAAAGAAAAUUGGAGAUCCUGCACGUGUGGCCCUACUUUAUGAGAGGGCAAUAACAGAUAUAAGUCUUGAACCAACAUUAUGGACUGAUUAUAUACAUUACGUAGAAACAAACAUAAAAAUAGAUGAUAUUACAGAAAAGAUUUAUGUAAGAGCAAUGAGAAAUGUUCCUUGGUGUGCAAAAGUUUGGCAAAAUUGGAUUAGAUUUUAUGAAAAAAAGAAUAGUCCAUUAACAGAUGUACAGAAAUUAAUCGAAAGUGCUUUUGCAGUCGGCUUUUCUACAGCAGAAGAAUACAGAAAUGUUUGGAUGAGUUAUCUUGAAUAUUUACGUCGCAGAAUCGAUAAAUCUGAGGAUGAAAAGAAAAAUCUUGAGAUUCUUGAAAAUGCCUUCAACAGAGCUUGUGAUCAUCUUGCAUCGUUUGGCAUUGAAGGGGAUCCAAGCUGCGAAAUUUUGCAAUUCUGGGCAAGAACUGAAGCAAUCCAUGUGAAUGACAUGGAAAAAGCGCGCUCGUUAUGGUCAGAUAUUAUGUCUCAAGGCCACUCAGAAUCAGCAACUAGUUGGCUAGAAUAUAUUUCUUUAGAAAGAUGUUAUGGUGACACCAAACACUUACGUAAACUGUUUCAAAAAGCGUUAACAUCGGUCAAAGACUGGCCAGAAAGCAUUGCUAAUGCUUGGAUAAAUUUUGAACGCGAUGAAGGUACAUUAGAACAAAUGGAAAUCUGUGAAACUAAGGUAAAAGAGCGACUCGAGAAAGUUGCAGAAGAGAGGCAGAAAUCUCAACAAUAUUCCAAUGCACAUGAAGAAGUUCCUUCAAGCAAGAAAGCAGGAAAAAGAAAAAUUGAGGCUGAUGCAAAGUGGAAAAAAUUAGGUUCAUCUACAAAAAUAGCAAAAAUGGAUAAAUCACCAAAACCAAUAAUAAGAGAGAGUACUUUGAAAUUAGAUAAAAAGAAACCAACCAGUGAAAGUAAAAAUAAUUUGAAACCAAAAGUAGCUCCUCCUCCUGGUUAUGAGGAAUCAAAGGUAGCUCCACCUCCUGGUUAUGAAGAAGCCGAUGAAAAAAUGGAGGAAGACAUGAAUAAUUUACAAGAAGCAGAUCCCAACAUCACUGUAUUUGUUAGUAACUUGGACUAUACUGCAACUGAAGAGGAAGUUCGAGAAGCUCUCAAACCUAUUUGGCCCAUUAUCUCAUUCAGAAUGGUUAAGGAUUUCAAAGGGCGUAGUAAAGGGUUUUGUUACGUCUCAUUAAGCAGUGAGGAAGCAGUAAACGAAGCACUUAAACUUGACAGAACGCGUAUAAAUGGCAGACCAAUGUUUAUUUCAAGAUGCGAUCCUGAUAAAACGUCGAGAGGGCCAAUAUUUAAGUACAAGACUGAAUUAGAAAAGAAUAAACUAUUUGUUAAAGGCUUAUCUCCAACAACCACAAAAGAGGAUUUGGAAAAUAUCUUCAGAGUACACGGAAGUUUGAAGGACGUUCGAAUAGUAACUUACCGUAACGGUCAUUCAAAAGGUUUAGCGUACGUUGAAUUUGACGAUGAAAAUUGUGCUGCUAAAGCUUUAGUAGCUACAGACGGAAUGACUAUCGCAGAUAAAGUUAUAAACGUAGCAAUAAGUCAACCUCCUCAAAGGAAACAUCUUCCAGGUACAGAUGAAUCAAACACAGUUAAAUCUUUGGGUGGUUCUACAACGAGUAGGUCCCACUUCGGAAAUCCCAAAACAAUUCUAUCCAUGGUACCUCGAACAGUUAUAAAAAACGUUACUAAUAAUAAAAGUGCUGAGAUAUCCGGAAAUGGUGUCUUGCAGCCAUUGAGCAACGCAGAUUUUAGAAAUAUGCUUCUUAAGAAAUAAGGAAUGUACUGCAUAAGUUUUUUUUUUAGUCUAACAUUGGUAAGGAUAGCCUAAAAUCUUAAAAAAUCUGUUAAUAUGAAUAUAUAAUUAUUAUAUAAAAAUUGAGAAAAGAAAUCAAAACUAAAAUUCCUAAUGCAAUUGGAAUUGAAUUAGGAACGUUUUUUUACAAUUUAAUAAAAAAUAAAAAACAAGCAAAGUACAACAGUAUCAUACGAGAGCAAUUUUUUAGGAUUUUAAUGAAUCUUACAUCCAAAAUAAAUAUCGCAAAACAAUACCAUUAUUUUAAAGAGUUUGUAUGUAUGUACAUAUUAUAUCAACAUUUACGAACUACUUACACAAAAUGUCACGUAAACUCGAAACUACAAACUAUCUACGUGAUUGAAAUCUUAGAUUAUUAUUAAAGUAUGAAAUAAAGCGACUUUUGCUAAAAAA